CACUGACGAAUCCCUCCCAUCUUCCAUCUUCUGUCACAAAAUGCAGUUGAUCAAGUGGCAGUGAAUAUUUUUCCUAAAUCUCGACGACAAAACACCUUUUCCAAACCUCAUCAUCGUCCCUUCUUUUCCCGCAGUCUCCACUUUUCUCCCUCCGCGAUAAGCCGAAUCGCAACAAUAUGCCACUGCGCGACAAGCUCCAACGCCAGCAGAAGGGAUCCCUCACCACCAGCCCUCCAACCAACCAAGCAACCCAACAACAUGCAGCGCCCACCACCCCAGUCAGCAACCCCAGCGUCCCGCACUUUACCUUCAUUCGCACCGACACGACCACCCAAGAAGUGAUCCGCCCACCCGUCUUCGACGGCGAUGCCCCGGACCCGGACCCGGACCCAGACCCAAACCUACCAGCAGCCGCCGCCGCCGCCGCCGCCGCCGCAACCUCGACGCUCUCCCCCGUCUCGCCCCCGUCCCCCUCCUCCUCCUGCUCCUCCCCGCAGCACCGUAAAUCCCGCCUCAACCCCUUCCGCCGAUCGCGGGCCGCCUCGCAGUCCUCCGGCGUGACCUCCCCGCCACGCGCCCGGGGCGAAGGCCGCCUGUCGCAUCUGCUGCAUCUCGACCGCGGCGGCGGCGGGGUGGGCGGCGGCGGGUCGCGGAGCUCGAGCUCCUCGUCCGUCAACAUCCCGCGCGACCUGCCGCAGAUCCGUACGAGCAGCCGCCGAGGCGACGACGCGCAGGAUGUGGAGGCCGAGUGGGAGCGACGCGCGACGGUGCUGGUGCAGCGGAACCCGCAGUUCGCGGCUGCGUGUCUGUCGCCGACGAGUGCGCCGUCGGGGUUCGGGAUGGGGAUGGAUGGGGCGGCGUCGCGGUCGCGGAGCUCGAGUCGGAGUCGGAUUAAUGACCCGGAUGGUGAUGUGAGUGAUUGUCGUGGAUGGGGGGGAAAAAGGGUUGUGUGGCUGAUUAAGGUGCGAAUAGGUGAAUAUUCAAGAGGCGAUUCGACUACAUGAGGCUGGAGGUAUGUUAUCCGCUUUUGGGCGGGGUCGGGUGUCUGUUUUUAUCAUUUGCUGAUUGGAGGGGGGGAGGGGUGAUAGAUCUGGAACGAUCUACGAAGAUGUUCGGUCACUUGGCGGACCCGGACGGGCCCAACAAUGCCCUCAGUCAAGUGCUGUAUGGGCUUGCACUUCGGUGAGUGAGCACUCUUGCUUUGUAGUUGACGGGUUGGGCGAAGCUGCAGCGGUGCUGACUCCGGGCGGUUCUUACAGACACGGCUGGGGAUGUGAGCCCGACCAGGACAAGGCAGUUAGCUAUCUGUCAGCGGCAGCGGCCAACUCGGCGUCGAUCGAGUCCGAGGCG
Molecule: messenger RNA, 1350 nt
Organism: Aspergillus saccharolyticus JOP 1030-1
Lineage: Eukaryota; Fungi; Ascomycota; Eurotiomycetes; Eurotiales; Aspergillaceae
Exons: 1
Coding region: 177-1004 (275 amino acids)
Source: RefSeq, a predicted model, not a curated record